This is a messenger RNA of Williopsis jadinii, 708 nucleotides long. It is a transcript of the gene GAG1, whose product is annotated as Gag1p. Lineage: Eukaryota; Fungi; Ascomycota; Saccharomycetes; Phaffomycetales; Wickerhamomycetaceae. The transcript has a single exon. The record is from RefSeq and is a predicted model, not a curated record. The coding region runs from base 1 to 708 and encodes 235 amino acids.
AUGUCGAAGGCUUCCCUCAGCAGACCAGCUACAAAGCAAAGCGUGAGGUCACAGAAGUCACAAGGUGUAUCGAAGGAACAAGCGGAGCAAGCUCUACAACAACAGCAGGCGCAGUCGAAAAGUGGGUUUGUGAAGGCUGUAAAGACCCUCUUCUUGAGAGCAUCGCUGAGUCUAAGUCUUGUUAGCCAUAAGCUGAGGCAAUUUGCAGAAGACGCCCUCAGUAGCGACGAAGUUGUUAAUGAACUGUUCAUCGUCACUUCAAGCAGUUCCCUGGAUCCAUCGGUAUUGGAACAAAAUUCCCCACAGAGUAUAGCAGACGACACUACAAGUAACACUAUGACUACAACAGCAAUGGAAAGAGAAGACUCUGAGACGAACCUCGUCUUAUGGUCAGAAUUCGACGCUGUGAAGGAAGCCGAUGCGCUCCGUCAAGGCGAGACCCCCUUCACGAAGGGCCCUGAAGUCUGGCAGAAGAGAAGAGCAGCCUGGACCAACGGUACCAGGGAACAGAAACUACAGGCAAAGCAACGCUGUCUUGAUAACUCGUUAAAACUCUCAAAGGAAAACUACCCCGUGGUUUAUAGUGCCUUGGUGGAACGCAAUAAAACAUUGAAGAAACCAAUGAACUUGAAAGAUGCUUUGAAAGUGAUAAACUCAGGCUGGAUUGCAAAUAAGAAGUGGGAAAAGGCUGCACUUGGCCUCGGAUAA